Drechmeria coniospora is the source of this 3933-nucleotide messenger RNA. RefSeq names its product cell wall biogenesis protein Mhp1. Lineage: Eukaryota; Fungi; Ascomycota; Sordariomycetes; Hypocreales; Ophiocordycipitaceae. The coding region runs from base 1 to 3933 and encodes 1310 amino acids. The record is from RefSeq and is a predicted model, not a curated record. The transcript has 3 exons.
AUGGAGCAGGUCCACGGCGUCGACGUCAGUUGGAUGACGCAGGGCUCGCCACGAGACAAGCAGCUUCGACCGUCGACGUCGCCACCGAACGAUUCCUCUCCCGCCCGGCCGCGAUCGAUUCCCACUUCGUCCCUGAGUGCCCGCAAUCCGCAGGGCACGUCGGAGGUGGCGGAUAGGGUCCAGGCAAACGGCCAGCCGGGACGGAGCCCAUCCAGCACGAGCGGCACAUCAACCGUGAGACGAAUGUCGCGAUCGGGCUCGAUGGACAAGCAGCAGGGGGGCUACGGAACGUCACCGCAACGGCGCAACUCCUGGUUCUCCACCAUAUCCGCCAAGUUCUCCAGCAGCUCCUCGCCCGCCAGCUCAGUCUCGCACCACCACUCUCUCCACCACCUCCAUCUGAGAGAGGCGCAGGAUCAGGAGGAGAGCGGUCAAGAGUUGCCGCCGCAAUAUCUGGACCAGCCUUCCCUGUCCUACCCGGCCGACCAGCCACCACCGAAGCUGCACCCGAACAGAAACGCCGUCCUCCAGCAUGCCGCGAAGCCGGACGGCAACGGCCCAUACACGCCCGCCCCGCCCAAGUCGGCCCAAGCCGGCAUCCUAGGCGUCCUGCGCCGGCUGUCAUCCUCGGGCGGGAGUGGGCUCGCGAACGUGAAGCUUGGCAACGGGCUCGUCGACCGCGUCACCCUGAACAUCGACCGGUUCCGAGAAAGGUGUCCCAUCUCGGAGCUUAAGGAUGCAAAGCUACGGCGCGUGUCAUUUUGCGUCGAUGUGGAGAUUGCGCCGCUGCCAAAGUAUUCUGACGCCGAGGUCUCGCAGAAGCCGUCUGAAAAGGCUGCAAGGAAGAAAGGUGGCGAAAAGGGCGAGGGCGAGGCGCUGAAGGCUGUCGAGGCUAAGGCUGCUGAGGCAAAGGCGGCCGAAACCAAGUCUGUCGAAAGCAAAUCUGCCGAAACAAAGUCUGUCGAAACAAAGUCUGCCGAAUCCAAGUCUGCCGAAACAAAGUCUGCCGAAUCCAAGUCUGCCGAAUCCAAGUCUGCCGAAUCCAAGUCUGCCGAAUCCAAGGCUGUCGAAUUCAAGUCUGCCGAAUCCAAGUCUGCCGACACCAAAUCUGCCGAGGCGAGACGGGAUGAUGCCGAGAGCCAAGGCAAGCCGGCGGUCGAAGCACCGACACCAGCUCCGAGCGGUGCUCAAGGAAACGUCUUGAAGCCCCCAGCGGCUACGGACUCGACCAAGAAAAAGGACAAGAAGAAGAAGAGUGAGGAGGAGCGCAAAGCUAGGAAAGAGAGGCGUCGCCGACUCGCGGAAGACAACGGCUCUCUGCCCAUGGAGAUAUGUUAUCAGAGCGAUGACUCAUCCUCACCGAACAUGAGCGGCACCGGCACGCCGAUGACGACAACGGCUCCGGCACCGACCACGGCCACGGCAACGGCAACGGCUGCUGCGACGGCGACGCACCCGACGACAAACCCUGCCCGGAUAUACCGACGAUGCUGCCAGCUACGCGAGACGCCGAUCCUGAAAAAGGUUACCGAGCAGCUCACGGACAGCGCCAAUGCCUGCCCCACGACGGGCAUGGUGAACAAGCUGGACCUUACGGACUGUUGGCUCCAGCUGCCGGAUCUGAUCACUCUGGGAGACUACCUCGCCGUCGUUCCCGUGAGGGAGAUUGUGCUCGAGAACAGCGGCCUGAGCGACGAGGGUUUGCGAGUCAUCCUCGCAGGCCUCUUGGCCGCCAAGCAGCAUCCGAGCUCGAGGCGUAGGAAGCCCAAGCACGAGCUCGUCGGGCAGGGUGGCGUGGUGGAGCGCGUGGUGCUCAAGAACAACAAGCUCGGGCCAGACGGCUGGAAGCACAUCUCGCUGUUCAUCUAUCUGUGCCGAUCGUUGAAGUAUCUCGACCUCUCCAACAUCGCCUUCCCGAAGCAGCCUCCAAGCAACGGCCGGCGCACGCUCCCCAACGGCAAGCAGAUGCCGCGCAGCAUAUCCGACAUCUUCUCCACCGCCAUCGCCGAUCGACUCGGAGGCGCGGCCUUGGAGAUGCUGAACAUUGGCGAGACGGAGCCCAGCGUGGACCAGCUGAGGGCCAUCGUCGAUGGCGUCAUCAAGUGCGGCAUUCGCAGGCUUGGGCUCGCCCACAAUUGCCUCGACGAGGCUGGCGUCGAGAUGGCGGCCAAGUAUCUCGCCGCCGGGAAAUGCGAGGGGCUUGACCUCGGAGGGAACGAUUUGCGGCAUCACAUGGAGAAGCUGGCGGGCGCCGUGGAAGCGCACGACACCCUGUGGGCCUUGAGCCUGGCGGGCUGCAACCUGAGCCCCUCGUCGCUGUGCAAGGUGAUGCCCCAGCUGGCGAAGCUGAGCAACUUUCGCUUCAUCGACCUGUCGCACAACCGAGAUCUGUUCCGGGCGACGCCGAGCGCCGUCGGCCUGCUGCGGAGGUACCUACCCAAGAUGGGGUCUCUGAGGCGCAUCCACCUGCAGGACGUCGACAUGAGCUCGGAGCAGGCCAUCGCCAUCGUCGAGGUGCUGCCGGAGGUGCCGACGCUCGCGCACAUCAACCUUCUCGGAAACGCAGAGAUGGUCAAGCUCGCGCGGGCCAAGACGGAGGAGGCGCAGGAGGAGGCGUGCGCGCUGUACGCGUCGCUCCUGGCGGCGGCGAGAAUCUCGAGGAGCCUGAUAUGCGUCGACAUGGAGCCGCCCGGGGACGAGGCGGGCGAGAUCGUCAAGGCCAUGGCCAAGCAGGUGGUGGCCUACUGCCUGCGCAACAUGGAGCGGAUCCCCGACGCCGCCAUAGGCACGGGCACGGCGGGGGGCACGGCGGGGGCGACGGCCAUGUCGGGGACGCAGCCUCCGUACCCCGACGUGCUCGCGCACAUCGUGGGCCACGACGUCAUGGACGACAGGGAACUUCCCGAGGACAACGAGUCGGCGCCGGACGAGGACUACGUCAUCGGCGGCACGGGCGUCGUCAAGGCGCUGACGUGCUGCCUCGAGAACCGGGGCGACGAGUCGGGCAUGCAGCCGGGCGAGUUUGGCCGGGACGAUGCCGCCGCCGCCGCCGCCGCCGCCGACGAGGGCUCGACGACGGUCGGCCGGCGGACGCUGGCGCCGGGUGGCAAGGCCAAGGACAUGUCGAAGCACCUGCUGGCGGGCGCGCGCAAGAUUCGCAUCCGCAUCCAGCCGGCGCUGUGCAAGGCGCGGGCGAACCCGGGCGACGAGCAGAACCUGCGGAAGCUCACGUUCCUCGACGAGACGCUGCAGGGCAUCAUCAAGCGCUUCGAGGACGAGUUUCCGGACACGCGCGAGCCGGCGCUCGGCUCGGCCUCGGGCCUGGCGGCGGCGGCGGCGGCGGCGGCGGCGGCGGCUCCCAGCUCGGCGGCGGCGUCGACGCUGCCGACGACGACGGCCGACGACUCGGCCAUGGCGGCGUCGGACGCCGAGGACGAGUCGUCGAUCCAUCCGCCCAAGCCGCUGUCGCGGUCCAACUCGAUGGCCAAGGUGCUGGCCGAGGAGGAAGGGCGGGUGCACCGCGUCGGCCACCGGUUCCGGUCCGGCUUCGUGCGGCAGGAGCACCUCGAGCUGCUCAGCUCCAUCGACGACAUCGGCGCGGACCCGAAUCACGCGCACGUGCUGGAGGAGCUGGCCGAGGACCUCGGCGGCGAGCUGCUCGUCAAGGUCAGGGAGAAGGGGGUCGUGCGGGCCUUUAAGGAGGACAAGGAGAUGCUGUACCGGACGAUGCGGGAGAGCGACCCGGAGCACUGGGACAGCUUCGUCGAGGCGCAGCAGAAGGCGCGGGCCAACAUGAACGUCGCGUCGGAGAAGAGCGUCGACGCGGCCCAGCCAGGGGACGAGAGCGCCAUCGCCGACGGAGACUGGGCCGGCGCCGGCUGCUGCAGGGCGACGGCCGACGGGGCCGACGAAGGAGAGGGGCGUCCCGCAUGA